Molecule: messenger RNA, 1701 nt
Organism: Klebsormidium nitens
Lineage: Eukaryota; Viridiplantae; Streptophyta; Klebsormidiophyceae; Klebsormidiales; Klebsormidiaceae
Source: the annotation of a GenBank genome assembly
AUGCAGAGCGCCAGAAAGCUCCCCGGCCCGCGCCCCAUUCUGAUCAUCCUCGGCUUGUCCGGUAUAGUGCUCUGUACGCUCAUCACCUCCGAGAAGGCGCUCCGUUCGAUUCUUUCACGUGGUCCCGUGGUAGGGAGCCUUCGUUCCGAGUUGCGGGGUGGCGGUGUCGGCGGAGAUGACGGGGGGGGCGAUCUGGGCGGAAUAAAGGAGGGGGGGACUUUACGAGGAGAUGAGGGGGCGGGCACUUUGCGUGGGCAUGAGGGGGGGGCCAAUCUGGGCGGGAAUGAGGGGGGGGUCGGAAAAGAGUUUGCACUGCUGCGGAGUUCGAUGGGCGUGCUCCAAUCUCAGCUCCAGGCACUAGCGAGUUUGGUGGGAAAAGGCGCCCCGAUUCGCCAGCCGGGGGAUCAGGAGGACAGCAUCUGGAGGGAGGGGGCACCGUGCGAGCACGAAAAACACUACCCCCCCGCCGGGAGAGAAUGGAAGGUCACCGAAUCCAAGUACCUCGUCGCGGGGUGUUUCGUGGGCGGUUUCUCUAACCGCAUGGAAACCCUGCUGGCGUCCGUGAAGGUCGCGGUCGCGCUCCAGCGCACGCUCGUCGUCGCGCCGUUCUUGUCGCUGGAAGAAAGCGCGCUGGGCGUGACCGGCGAUUUCGAUCCCCUGAGCGUCUUGGACCUGGAAUUAGCGCAGGCGUGCGUGGGUGAGGGGCGGGUCAUCUCCUGGGAGCAGUUCACGAAAGUUAACCAGGGGUUAAGCGUUUUGGGUUUGUGCAUCUACUUUCCUGGCGGGGAGGGGCGGUGCGAGCCUGGGCACCAGGUGGGGCGGGACACACUGGGAGUGACGUUCGAAACGGAAGCCAUCAACGGGUUUGAGGUCACGCACAUACCGACGCAGCUGAAUUUUGACGCGGACGUCCUCUGGGCCGCCGAAGCAGCUUUUCUGGGUGCUCUGUGGAACUGGCAGCCGCAGAUGAGCUGUUCAUUGGAGUGGGACUUGUUCCAGCCCUCCGCGGCAAUCCGGUUGGCAGCGCACCGUUUCAUCGCCGGAAUGCUGGGCACGGAUUACGCGAGCUUCCACCUGCGGCGGGGCGACUUCUUCGACUUCAUGGAUCUCGACGCUGACCCCAGCACCUUUUCGCGCGAGCCCGUCUUCACGCAGCUGCGCUACACCGUGACCCCGCUCCCGAAGCUCGCGCACUGCCUGCAUCGCGCGAUCCGCGGCAGCAACUUCACGACGCUGUACGUCGCGUCGGACGCCAACAAGUGGGAGAUGGACACGCUGGAGAAGCUGCUCGCGAGCAGGGGCGUGCAGAUCGUGACGCUGCCGCCGUACCAGGAGUGGGACAAGCACCGCUGGGCACAGGGCCUCGCGCAAAACUCGCAGGUCGCUGCCAUGCUGGACAAGUUCCUGUGCACGACCGCCACCGUGUUAUUCAACAGCCGGGGGUCCACCUUGAUUGAACACGUGGCACUUUCCGAUUCGCAGGUCGCUGCCAUGCUGGACAAGUUCCUGUGCACGACGGCGACAGUGUUCAUCAACAGCCGGGGGUCCAUCUUCUCGGAGCACGUGUUCCGGAUGCGGCGCUCCUGGAGCCUGGACACGUGUCACGACCACGAGGUGUGCACGUUGCCGGGCGACGAGGAUGCGUUCAAUUUCAGAGGCGCCGCCGAGCCCAGCAGCCAGUCCGUGCGUUUGAGAUCAUGA